AUGAACGUCGACGCCAUCAGGAGUCGCAUCGUCGCGACGCUGUCCCCUGAUACCAACGUGCGACGGGCCGCCGAACUCGAGCUCAAGUCGGCCGAGACACACGCCGGUUUCUGCGAUGUCCUGCUCGAUAUCCUCGCAGCCGAGGCCGAGGACGCCGUGCGCCUUUCAACCGUCAUCUACCUCAAGAACCGGACGAACCGCGCCUGGGCGAAAAGCGACCACUACCCCGACGAGUCCCUCAUAGCCGAAGAUGAGAAGCAAAGAUUCCGCGACCGCAUACUGCCCAUCCUGGCAGCCUCCCAUGGCCCCGUCCGCCAGCAGUUGCUGCAGAUGAUCCAGCGCAUCCUGCACUUUGACUUUCCGGGCAAGUGGCCCAGCUUUAUGGACGUCACCCUGCAGCUGCUGCACGCCAACAAUGCGCCCUCGGUCCUCGCUGGCCUCCAGUGCCUGCUUGUCACAUGCCGUGCGUAUCGCUUCAAGGGGAACCAGGACCCCAGCAGGAACGAGUUUGACAACAUCGUCGAGGCUUCUUUCCCCCGCCUGUUGGAAGUAUGCAACGAGCUGGUGAACCAGGAGAGCGAGGAGGCCGGCGAGAUGCUGCACAUUGCCCUCAAGGCUUACAAGCACGCCACCUGGUUGGAGCUGUCGAGCUUCCUCAGACAACCGCAGGUCAACAUUGGUUGGUGCACCGUUUUCCUCCACACCAUUGCGAAGGCGGCUCCCGCCACCGCCAUGUCGGAGGACCUCGACGAGAGGGAACGCAACCACUGGUGGAAGGCCAAGAAGUGGGCUUACUUCAACCUGAACAGGCUGUGGAUUAGACAUGGCAACCCCAGUGCCGUCUCGACGCAGACCGACGAACACAAGGCCUUCGCCAAGGACUUCACCGCAACCGUGGCCCCCGAGAUCCUGAAGCACUACUUGCAGGAGAUCGAGAAGUGGGUGGCCAAGACGGCCUGGCUGAGCAAGCCGUGCUUGUCUUAUACGCUGGUGUUCCUCGAUGAGUGCUGUCGUCCCAAGGAGAUGUGGCCCCACUUGAAGCCACACCUGACCAACCUCGUCACCCAUCUGGUGUUCCCCGUCAUGUGCCUCACCCAGGAGGAUGUUGAGAAGUUCGAGGACGAGCCGGAGGAGUACCUUCACCGCAAGCUCAGCUUCUACGAAGAGGUCUCGUCGCCAGAUGUCGCCGCCACAAAUUUCUUGGUGACCUUGACCAAGGUCCGGAGAAAGCAAACGUUCGAGCUCCUCAAGUUCAUCAACGAGGUUGUCAGUGAAUACGAGGCUGCGGCCGAAGGUGCCAAGAGCCACAUCGCCAAGGAGGGCGCUCUGCGCAUGAUUGGGACGCUGGCGCCGGUCCUUCUCGGGAAGAAGAGCCCCAUCGCUGAUCAGGUCGAGUACUUCCUGGUCCGCUACGUGUUCCCUGAUUUCAAGAGCUCUCAAGGAUUCCUCCGCGCCCGGGCUUGCGAUACUAUCGAGAAGUUCGAACAGCUCAACUUCAAGGAUCAGAACAACCUGCUUCUCAUCUAUCGCCACAUCCUCGACUGCAUGGCCGACACAGACCUCCCUGUGCGGGUCACCGCCGCCUUGGCUCUGCAACCCCUGAUUCGUCACGAUGCCAUCCGGAUUAGCAUGCAGCAGAGCAUCCCAACCAUCAUGCAGCAGCUGCUCAAGCUGGCCAAUGAGUGCGAUAUCGACGCUCUCGCCAACGUGAUGGAGGACUUCGUCGAGGUUUUUGCUGCCGAGCUGACUCCUUUUGCCGUGGCUCUUAGUGAGCAGCUGCGGGACACGUAUCUGCGUAUUGUGCGCGAGCUCCUCGAUAAGAACGCUGCUAAGGGCGACGACGACGGCGAGUAUGGCGACUACUUGGACGACAAGAGCAUCACGGCUCUUGGUGUUCUGCAGACUAUUGGCACACUCAUCCUCACCCUGGAGAGCACGCCGGAUGUUCUUUUGCACAUCGAGGCUGUCCUCAUGCCUGUAAUCCAGAUCACCCUGGAGAACAAACUUUACGAUCUCUACAAUGAAGUUUUCGAGAUCAUUGACUCGUGUACCUUCGCCGCCAAGAGCAUCUCCGGAACCAUGUGGCAAGCGUUUGAGUUGAUCCAUAACACGUUCAAGUCUGGCGCCGAGCUGUACCUGGAGGAUAUGCUCCCUGCAUUGGACAACUUUGUUCAGUAUGGCGCCCCCCACCUGGCUCAGAAGCCCGAGUAUGUCGCAGCUCUCUAUGGCAUGGUCUCGGACAUGUUCGAGGAUCAAAAGGUCGGCGGUGUCGAUCGCAUCUGCGCAUGCAAGCUGGCCGAGGCCAUGAUGUUGAGCCUGCGUGGCCAUAUCGAUCAGUCCGUGACCGGCUUCAUCACCAUGGCCAUGACUGUGCUGAGUGGACACGAUGUCAAAGUCAAGUCUUACAAGAUCCAUCUUAUGGAGAUGGUCAUCAACGCGGUCUACUACAACCCCAUGCUCAGUCUGGCUGUCCUGGAGGCCAAGGGGUGGACAAAUAAGUUCUUCAGCCUAUGGUUUGGUAGCAUGGACAGCUUCAGCCGGGUCCACGACAAGAAGCUUUGCAUCGUCGCCAUCGUGUCGCUGCUCAGCCUCAACCCUGAUCAGAUCCCUCAGAGCGUGCAGACCGGCUGGCCUAGGCUGCUGCAAGGCAUCACGAUUCUCUUCAGAACCCUGCCCAGUGCCAUGAAGGCUAGAGAUGAGGCAUUGAAGGAUGACUACACCUUCGAUGCCGGUAGCUACGAUUACGAGGAUGAAGAUGAGUGGGCCGAGGAAGACACCAACUGGCAGACCGAGGAGAAGACAGAAGAGGACUCCCAGGAAGCUCGUGAUGAGAGCACCGCAUAUCUCGAGUUCUUGAAUGAAGAGGCUGCCAAGUUCAGCCGCUUGGAGUCCCAAUACAAGGAAAUUGAUGACUCGGAUGACGAUCUUGGCGAGGACAGCGUCCUUUUGGAAUCACCUCUCGACAAGCUAGAGCCGUAUCAGCUUUUCAGGGGUUCGUUGAUGAGACUACAGCAGGAACAGCCUCAGCUGUACAGCACCCUUACUGCGCCUCUCACUGCUGAUGACCAGGCAGUCAUUCAAGGAGCCAUCAACCAGGCUGAGGUGAACGCUCAGGCGGCCCUUCAGCUUGCAGCUCAAGCCGCUCAGAACCCUCCAUCCGCCAAUGGUGGUGUCAACUAG
This is a messenger RNA of Neoarthrinium moseri, 3180 nucleotides long. RefSeq lists its product as uncharacterized. Gene Ontology annotation, cellular component: cytosol; nuclear envelope. Gene Ontology annotation, biological process: protein import into nucleus. Bases 1 to 3180 code for a protein of 1059 amino acids. The record is from RefSeq and is a predicted model, not a curated record. Gene Ontology annotation, molecular function: small GTPase binding. NCBI's taxonomy places the organism in Eukaryota, Fungi, Ascomycota, Sordariomycetes, Amphisphaeriales, Apiosporaceae. The transcript has 6 exons.